ACUACCCACGGCGGCGCCUGCGGCUCCGGAAACGCGCCGCUGGGCUGCUAGGCUCGGCAGUGCGCUAGCUGCUCCGUGGCGCUUCCUGCCACGCGAGGCUUGGGCCUCGCCAGCGCUGCUCCGCCAAGGGCCGCGCGUCGGCCGCCGCCAGGCUAGGGAUUCGGUGACAUUUGGUAACGUGGCACAAUACCUCAUCAAACGGAGUGAUUGAGGCUGGACCCUGAGCAGAGGACCUCAGCAUAUUGAAGAAACGUGAUAUCUGUGGACCCAGAGCUUGCUUCAUCCAGCCCCUGGAAGGAGCUGACCAUUGGGAAAGGCAUUUGAUAUUAAUGGAUGACUUGCCUAAGGGAACAGCCACUCCAGCCUUUGAGGAUUGAAAGCUUCCCCUUCAAAGGCCCCAACCUGAUGUCAUCUCUGGCUGCUGCUACUGCCUGUUUCUUUUUCCAUGAGAAGGAGUUCCUGUUUUGACCCUCACCUUGGUCUCUCACCUGGAGCAAGUCAGAGCCGUCCCCUAAUGUGGAUUGAGCUAAACAUUCAGAAAGCAUCUGGGCAACCCAACAGCCAAUGAUGGAUGAAAAUGCACAGUCACAGGAGAUGGCUUCCACAAGCUCCCCGAGGGCCAGUGAGCCCAGCCCUGAGGUCAAACAGAAUGGGGACUCGGGGGGGAAGGGAGGAAGCCCCCAGAAUUUGCCUGUAGAGCAUCACUUUGCAUGUAAAGAGUGUGGGGAUACCUUUCGGCUUAAGGUCCUCCUGGUGCAGCACCAGCGAAUUCACAGUGAGAAGAAGGGCUGGGAGUGCGGCGAUUGCGGUCAGGUCUUUCAUGGGGUGGCUGAGUUAAAUGAGCACAGGAAGAGCCAUGUGGCUGCAGAGCCCCAGCCAGGCCCCAGCUGGGUCCUCGACGGGGCCGUGGAGAAGAGGGAGCAAAUGGAAAAGGAGGCAAAACCCUUCGAGUGUGAAGAAUGCGGGAAAAGGUUCAAGAAGAAUGCAGGCCUCAGUCAGCAUCUGCGCGUCCACAGCCGAGAGAAGCCUUUUGACUGUGAGGAAUGUGGCCGCUCCUUCAAGGUCAAUACCCACCUCUUCCGCCAUCAGAAGCUGCACACUUCGGAGAAGCCCUUCGCCUGUAAGACAUGUAGCAGGGAUUUCCUGGAUCGCCAGGAACUUCUCAAGCACCAGCGGAUACACACCGGCCACCUGCCCUUCGACUGCGACGACUGCGGCAAGUCCUUCCGAGGAGUCAAUGGCCUGGCCGAGCACCAGCGCAUCCACAGCGGAGCGAAGCCCUACAGUUGCCCCCACUGUGGCAAGCUCUUCCGGAGGAGCUCGGAGCUCACCAAGCAUCGGCGGAUCCACACUGGUGAGAAGCCAUACGAGUGCGGCCAGUGCGGCAAAGCCUUCAGGCAGAGCUCCAGCCUCCUAGAGCACCAGCGCAUCCACACUGGGGAGCGGCCUUAUGCCUGUGGCGACUGCGGCAAGGCCUUCCGGGGGCCUUCUGACCUGAUCAAACACCGGCGCAUCCACAGCGGACUGAAACCCUAUGAAUGCGACAAAUGCGGGAAGGCCUUCCGCCGGAGCUCCGGCCUGAGUCGCCAUCGGAGGACCCACAGUGGAACAAGACGCUGCGAGUGCAGCGAGUGUGGCCGCGUGUUCAAGAGGCGGUCGGCGCUGCAGAAGCAUCAGCCAACCCACCAUGAGUAGGCGAGGCUCACAGCCCCACGGCUGGCAGCGGAUUCCCGCCGGGGCCAGGUCCCUAGAGGGGGAGGGCAGAGUCAAAGGAGAUGAACAGUUUUGUAAUGCUUAUAUAUUUUCUCUUCAGAAAGGUUGAAAUCAAUUUAUACUACCACCAGCAAUUUAUAAAGUGUCUAUGUUUCCCAUUUUGCCUAUCGAGAGUAGCUUUUACCAUUUUGAUUGAUUUUGGCUGGUUCAACUGGCCUCGAGUACCUUCAAGGUAUUUAAACCCACAGGCCUUGAAUCGGAGAAUGAGAGAAGAGAAAUCUGGAUGUGGGAAGUGGAGCUGGAUGGAGAUGCUUGUUUUCCUCCAAGCUCCCCCUUCAGGGAAAGGGAGACCCAGAGCUAUUCAACGACAGCAUCUGUAGAUUGUGAAUCCCGACUUUCCCUAACAGAGCAAUCACCCCAAAGUUUUUGGCCUACUUGAAUUUAUAAAUUUUUAGGGUUGUAAAUAGAAUAAUCAAAUGUCUUAUAAUAUUUAAUUUAUUAAUUUAGUUAUGCAUACCUAUUAUAAAUCACAUUAUAUAUAAUAAUAUAUUAAUUUACAAAGUAUUCCGUUUUUGCCUGACUCUGCUCCAUGAGAUCAUUUUAUUCUAAUUCCUCCUAUGCAUUUCUAACCACACUGUCUUCACCAACCUCAGAGCCCCUUUGGAGUCAUUAUUUUCAAAGCCCAUCCAGUGGCUUCCAUCUGUAUGAGCUGUGUGCCAUGUAGCACUGUGACAAUCCCUGCACAAGGCUCUCACUAGAAAUCACCUCCCACAAGCCAUAAGUACCUGUUCACGUAACAUUAGAAUGAUGGUUGUCCUUUUUUAAUUUGUCCUAUAGUUCUACAGUGCACCCACUUAAGGUGUUCCUUUUUAAAUGAACUUUAAAAGGCUUUUUCAAAGCAUUAAAAACUUGUCAUUGUGAGCUCAUACUCUUAAGAAGAAGUACUGAAUCUGAGUUACAUUUCUUUUGUGUCCUUUUUUCUUAAACCAAUUCAACCUGGUGACUUCCAUGCAUAUCCAAAACUAGCAUCGACUGGAGUUUAUUUCAGGCUAAUGGGUCUCAUCCUCAAGCAGGACUAUUAAAAUCAAGUAUUUGAGAGAAGAUCAACAUGAUAACAAUGACAUCCCAAGGACUUAAGCAUAAGGUGAUGCCUCCUUUUGGGGAACAAUAGCCUCUCCUGAUAUGGGGCCUAGAUGGUACUUCUCCAAUCCUCCAUUUCCACCUCUAUAAAACGAAGAUGAUCACAGGACUACCUCUUAAGGUUAUCGCAAGGACCGAGAUGCCUCACCUGGCACAGAGGUACACACUCAGUGAAGUCAUCUGCCAUCACCUCCAUGGUUAUUGCUGUUGUUCUGUGACUCACUGGUAUCUGAACUGGGGAUAGACCCAGGGCUCCUGACUCCUAGUCUCAUCUUCUUUCUCUCACAUGAUGGCUUAAAAUACUGUUUCCAUUUGCUCGCAUGCAGAUCAUAUGUGCAUCUCCUUUGACCAGUUAUCAAGUUACCUUUGAAUAUAUUGACAUUAUACAGCAGUUCUUUCUAUAUCAAUUGUGAUGAUUUCUUUGCCAGUUUUAUUGCUUUGCUCUUUGUAGCAAUUUUAUUACAUUUUUGUUUUGUAAGCUUUUGAUUUUUACAUAUCCAAGCGUUCAUUGUUGUCAGUUAAAUCGUAACUUCCAUUGCUUCAGUAGUUAGAGAUGAUGGUAUUUUCUUCUAGAUAUUGAAUUACAAAUGAAAAGUUGAAAGUCCUGCCCCACCAGAAGGUGGAUGUCCAGGUGGGCAGGCUGGAUGGAAAUGGGCCAGAGAUGCAGGCUCACUCCUCAUCCAAGAUGAAGACUCUGCACAUAAGUGGGCAGUACUUGACUAUCCAACCUGGCCACCCAGGCACUCAAGAGGAAUUUCCAUCUUGGAUUGGCCAGAACACUCUUGACUGUUCCUCAGCAUAGCCCUGGCCUCAGCAGUGGGGCGGGACCUCACUUAUGGGUCAGGAUCAAUGGGACGGUCCAAACUUGGUCUUGGCAGCAGCUGGCCAACCUUCCAGCUCCUGGGAGCCUUGGCCAUGGUUCGGCGUGGAUUCAGUGCCUGAGCAGCAGAUCCACCCAACAGACAUCUCAAACACGAAGACUCAACCGACUGAUGGCUGUCACAUGGAUGGUAUCCUCUUCCUAGAGAGUGAUUCUGGAACUAGAAAGAGGUCACCAGUUCGGUGGCUUCCACUUUUGGUGACUAGGAGGAAAUUCACCUGUGUGUUCUGAUGUCACCUCCUGCAUCCACAUCUGUGAGGGGGUGACAGAACAAAGGCUUGGAGACAACCCUGCCCCUCUGAUGGCUACACCAGGCCUGGGUUGUGACUUGCCACAGCCUUGCCCAAGAGGGGCAGUUAAAACAAGAGUUCAGAGGGCAAUGAUGCCCUUCUGACGACAGCCCAUGUGGCAUAGAAAUAGAAAUUGGUCAUCCUGGAACUGGUCUCUCACUUUCAGCAGCCUCCCCCAGGAGGAACAGCAGCAAGGGCUAGCCAAGAACCUGGCCCCUGUAGCGUGACUUCUCAGCAGCUGUGCCUGGGGUAGAGGGGAAGCUUGAGAGCCUGCUAAGGAAGGGCGCCCUUCUGACAGGCCCACCGGGGCUGGGAAGCAGGGUCCCACAGUGACCCUUGUGACCUUAGCCAGAGGUACUCUGGAAUGGCUCCCCCAGGUCACACCAGUGGCUCUCUGCAACAUCUCCAUCCUGACCCCCGGGCUGGAGAGAAGCUGACAGCUCUUGUUACAUAGCAAUUCUUUCUGCUAGGGGGCCUCAGUUCUUGCAGUAGGUGUAAAUCUAUGUCUGAAAUCACUACUUCCUGUCUCAUCAGUUUUCUCUUUUCAAGCUAUUAAUGACGUAUUUGCUGCAACUGUCAUUUGGUAACGAAUGUUGGCAUCCAUGGGGGCAAGUCUGGCAUUGCAACCUGAAAGUAGCCUGCCAUGUCUUGCCUGGGUUUUAGGAAGGAUCUAGAUGCAGUAUUAACUCAGAACUUAGUAUCGUCGACACCACUCCACUUGUCCCCAGCCAGGACCCGGCACCUUGGCACCUUGGCACCUUGUCAUGCCCUCCUUUCCUUUGUUCCAUUCUCAGUUCUAUGAUUUUCUCUUGAACAGACCGUCCACCGGAGUGAACACAUCUUUUCUGUCACUGUGUUUGUGGGUGAAGUCCAUGCUCUCUCUGUGGCUUUAACGUGUGUCCUGUAGUCGCACCGAGUUCAGUGUUUGCCUCGGGUCCCUGGGGGAGGGGGUGGAUUUCCUUGGACUCUCUAGGUCUACUGCUACAUCAGAUGCAAAAUGUGAUCAGACUUGCUGUCAUGUGUGCUUGUCUAUGCAUUUAUGUAUCUACCUCAUUUCAUUUUUCUUUCUAAUCACAUGUAUUCCUUUUGCAAGGCAAAUGGAGAGCAGGUUGAUUAUGUAGAAUGCCAGCUGUCCUUCAAAAUGGGUCCUUUUCUUAUAUUCUGAAAAAAAACCUUCCAUCACUUUUAUUAAAGUUUUGAAUACUUGCUGAAAUUUUCAGAAGAAAGUAACUGUUUACCACUUCUGCUGCUUAAUAAGAUGAACUGUGUGGAUUAGUUGUGUCAUACCCACUCUCCAGUUUCCAAAAUGAGCCCCACCCUGUCCUGGUGGGCAUCUCUGUCAUGUGGGGUUGCAUUCCGCAUUCCCGGGGCUGUGCCCUGUUGUCUGUUAUGUGACCCCCACCCCGUCAAGGUCAUGUUCAUUCAACCAGAACUGAACACUUGACUCACAGGCAGUAAUUGGUCGACAGAGCUGGAGACAUGGACCAGAUCUUUAGGGUUCUCUGUAAAGUGUAAAUAAGAAAACAGAGAAGUUUCUAGUUUGUGCUGGAAGGAAGAGGGAGCCACCUGGGAUUUAGGGGAGUUGCCCUGAUGGGCAGCACCAGCUUGAAGAUCUAUGGACUCCUGCUGGGCACCCUCAGAGAGGCCUUGACCCCAGCACUGCAAGGGAGCCUGGCAGUUCCCUUCUGGGAUCUCUGGCGACUGCCCUGGUCCACUUGUGUCCCUGCCGUAGACCCCCUUGACCUGAGCCAGCUUGAGUAGGCCUCUGCUUUUUACAGUCUGUCAAGACCAAUUGCAUUUCCCCAUUUGUCCACUUCCUGAGAAGAAUCACAUGAUUGGCUUUCCUCGUGUCCUACCCAGCCCUUGUCCCCAGACCAAGCCCCACCUGACUGUUCUAAACAUCUCUUUUCAAUGUGGUAUUCUGUUUGCUAACAUGGAUACAAAUCUAUGCCUCCCAGCCUCAGUGAGUUUGACCAAUGAUUUUUCUGUCUGGGCAUUGUUCUUUCCUGACCCCAUGUUUACCCCAGGAAAUGAGUUAAGUCACUGCUCACCCUAUUCUUGAUUUUGGAAGUGUCUAGUUACUUCCAGCUACUUUCCAACUGUCAUAUUGGAAAACUGAUAACUUCUGGAUAACUAGUAUACUUAUAAUGUGUAGUUCUCAUUGCAUCUGUUCGGGUGGUUAUUUUCUAAAGUAGAAAUGGUCUCUUUAAACAAACAUGGCCUUCAGUGUUACUUGCAGAUCUGAGAACCAUUAUGCCCUGCCCCAGUUCAUGUUUUGGUUGUUGGCUCUCUUUUCUCAUUCUUCCCCAGUCUCCUUAACUUGUCUGUUUUACAGCAGUUACUAUAAUCAGCCUUGCACUAGCGCUUUGCUCUCCCCGACCUCCCCAACCCGUUAGAUUGUGAGCUCUUAGAAGACAGGGGUGGCCCUUCUUGUCUGAUUCCCCUUCCAGAUCUAGCACAGUGCCUUGCAUUGAGUAGAUUUCAAUAAAUAUAUGUUAAAUGGCA
This is a messenger RNA of Bubalus bubalis (water buffalo), 6528 nucleotides long. RefSeq names its product zinc finger protein 275 (gene ZNF275). The record is from RefSeq and is a predicted model, not a curated record. Bases 565 to 1695 code for a protein of 376 amino acids. Gene Ontology annotation, biological process: regulation of transcription by RNA polymerase II. Gene Ontology annotation, molecular function: RNA polymerase II cis-regulatory region sequence-specific DNA binding; DNA-binding transcription factor activity, RNA polymerase II-specific. Lineage: Eukaryota; Metazoa; Chordata; Mammalia; Artiodactyla; Bovidae. The transcript has 4 exons.